This is a messenger RNA of Serpula lacrymans var. lacrymans S7.9, 537 nucleotides long. RefSeq lists its product as uncharacterized. The coding region runs from base 1 to 537 and encodes 178 amino acids. The record is from RefSeq and is a predicted model, not a curated record. NCBI's taxonomy places the organism in Eukaryota, Fungi, Basidiomycota, Agaricomycetes, Boletales, Serpulaceae. The transcript has a single exon.
AUGGAACGUGAUGGUGAAGGAGAAAGAGAUCAUCGCAGUGUUCGAUCGGUUUUACCCAUUGGGUACGUGAGACGAUUGAGUGGAAGGAUGGGGGCGAACUCGAAUAGCAUCUGCAAUGCUGGGUCUCCUCGUACCGGCCAGACGUCCGGCACGAUGGAGGAAGAAAGCCUGAGACUGAUUUGCCGGGUUCCACGAAGAACUACGCCUGAGAAAAGGCAUUGGUCACAAAUUCUGAUUUUGAUGAGCGUGCAAGAUCAGAAAAUGACAGCUUCGAAGACUUAUGGUGUUAUCAGACAAACUGAAAAAGAUAUAUACGUCAAUGCUGCGCCUGGAAGUUCAAACGGUGCUCCCAGGACAUUUAGAAUGUGUGUCGGCACCAGCCGCAGGAACGUGUCAAGGAACUCAACGUGCCAAACGCCUAAAUGCCGAGGAAAUGAGGGCACGAGUAAUGGGUUCCUUCACUUCUGUAAUGACAAGGGAGAGAACAUCGGGGCCCUGGAGAUCAGGAUUAUCGCCGGUCAAAGGUCGGGGAUUUAA